AUGAGAAAGGCCCUCCCCUUCUGCUGACGUGUAGCUCCAGACAUGCUGUUUCCUGCCACAGGGAGCUCUGCCUCCAUGGCCACCAAGAUCCCAGCUGAGAAAUUUGGGAAAUGUCAGUGUGAGACACACCAUUCUGAAAGCAUCCUGUACCAGAUCCUUAACAAAGAGCAUGGAAGUGAGACCAAGUGGCACCAGCAGAAUUGCGGUCCCCACUGCUGUGCAAGAAGCAAAGGCUGCCCUUGUUUGGACAGGAGAAGAGUUGUCCUGAGAACACCAGAAGCCACACGCAGAAGAGCUUCUGAAGUGCUGUUGAAGACUUCAACUUUUAUUAGAAACCUACCUUCUUUUUAUCACAUGCCUUGGGAGGAUCAGUUUGUCCUCAUCCAACAGAACUGGGCCCCUCUAUUUGUCCUGGGCAUGGCACAAGAAGGAGUGGAUUUUGACCUGAGAGAGAUUCCAGGCACCAGUUUAUUGAAAAAAAUCCUCCUCAAUCAGUCUUCAACAGCUAUGAAUGAACUGGGCAGUUCAUCAGCAGGAGCAUCUUUCAAAGAAGUUCAGAAGAUGAAGAAUUUAUUGUGGAAAUUCUGGGACCUGGACAUAAGUGGAAAAGAAUACGCCUAUCUUAAAGGGAUUAUUCUUUUUAAUUCUGAAUGCCAUGUCCUGAAAUGUCUCCCUUAUGUACAAUCACUUCAGCAGGAAGCUCAGAAAGCCCUGAUGGAGUUUAUCUCAAUAAUGUUCCAUGGAAGCCUCAGCAGGUUUGCUUCAAUUCUUCAGCUGAUCUCAUCUCUUCAAGACAUUGAUGCAGAUGCUAUUGAAGAGCUCUUCUUCAGGCCCUUCCUAGAAGAGGCCACCCUAAAUGUACUACUUCUAGAAACCAUAUCUACCAAGCCAGACUGGCUUUGA
Messenger RNA from Lonchura striata (white-rumped munia), 903 nucleotides. Its product is annotated as nuclear receptor subfamily 0 group B member 2. Gene Ontology annotation, molecular function: transcription corepressor activity; transcription factor binding. Gene Ontology annotation, cellular component: nucleus; cytoplasm. The record is from RefSeq and is a predicted model, not a curated record. Gene Ontology annotation, biological process: negative regulation of transcription by RNA polymerase II. NCBI's taxonomy places the organism in Eukaryota, Metazoa, Chordata, Aves, Passeriformes, Estrildidae.